This is a messenger RNA of Archocentrus centrarchus (flier cichlid), 3840 nucleotides long. RefSeq names its product zinc finger and BTB domain containing 33 (gene zbtb33). Gene Ontology annotation, biological process: regulation of transcription by RNA polymerase II. Bases 149 to 2314 code for a protein of 721 amino acids. The record is from RefSeq and is a predicted model, not a curated record. NCBI's taxonomy places the organism in Eukaryota, Metazoa, Chordata, Actinopteri, Cichliformes, Cichlidae. The transcript is spliced from 2 exons. Gene Ontology annotation, molecular function: RNA polymerase II cis-regulatory region sequence-specific DNA binding; protein binding; DNA-binding transcription factor activity, RNA polymerase II-specific.
ACCGGGAUUUAACCGACCAAACACACGAUCGUGUCUCCUACUGCACACUCUAUCGUUAGCGGUACCAGUCUCCGCAAACUGGCCUGCGUGUUCAUUUAUUUUGUGCCUUUUUUAGCAGCAAAGAAACAGCGCAGCUCCGCACAUCGAGAUGUCUUUUUCUAUUGUUCAAAUUAAAAGAAAAUCGGAGCCCGUGAGCAAGCCCGUGGAGGAGAAAGUGGCGAAGGAGUACUUCUUCACGGAGCUGGACACCACUGCGACCUGCCUCAUCUGCAGACAGAAGGUUUUAUUCAAGGAGUUCAAUAUGAAGAAGCACUACGACGCAAAACACGCGGAAAAGUAUAACCCGUACCAGGGCCUAAAGAGGAAGAUGAUGUACGAUCAGCUUCAGAGAGAGUUUAAGGGCUUUUCACCGCUGGCUCCUGGCAUAAGAAGAGAGGCUGAACCCAAACGGUGUUCCGCAGACAUGCCAAGUCUGAAGCUGAUAUCUGCGACCGACACACAGUACUCAGCAGCUGUGCUGAAGAACAUGAAUGAGCAGCGGAGCCAUGGAUUAUUUUGCGACAUCACUAUUAUCAUACAGGACAAGAAGUUCAGAGCUCACAAAACCAUCCUGUCUGCCUCGAGUACGUAUUUCCACCAGCUGUUUACCGUCGCUGGGCAAGUGAUCGAACUAAACUUCAUCAAGCCCGAGAUCUUUGAGCAGAUUCUCAACUAUAUUUACAGCUCAAAGAUCAUCCGAGUCCGCUCUGACAUGCUCGAGGAGCUCAUAAAUGCUGGGCAGAUACUGGGAGUCAAGUUCAUUGCAAACUUGGGUUCACCAUUAUCACAAGUUAAGGGCCUGCCUGGUUUGUCUAAGGAGGUGGAAAGUAAGAGUGACACGUCCACAGAGAUGAUGCCGAUCAUCACAGAGUCCUUCUCAAUAUCUGCAGAGGAGUUCAAUCAGGUGAACAAGCCUGCAGGUAAUGAGGAGGACUCAGACAACGAUGUUCUAUUUGUCUCGCAAACAGACGCUCACAACAAAGUGGCCAACUCUGGUGAGGUCAUUGAUUUGGAGAAAGCAGAUUCAGAAAAUGCCCCAUCAAGCCAAAACGUAGAAUCAAAUCAUAUGGUGUCAAAACAUGAAGACAAAGUUACCACCCCCUCAAAACCAUGUGCAGCAAAUCCUCCCAACAUCAGCUGUUCUAAGCCAAGUUUAACAGACAGGAGCCCUCUGCAGAGUCCAGACAGCAGCUCCAACAACUCAUCUUCCCCUGCUAGAGUUUCCUCAGGAAGUGCUCCCUCAACACCAGCCAGAAUAAGCAAUUUGACCCCAGAGCCAUCGAGUGCCUCUCAGCCCUCUGAAAAUAGUGACAUAAUGGGAGUCCACAAGAAGCACGUCUCUACUUCAACUCAGCAGGGCAACUUCAGAAUAAGACUCUCAGAUAUGUCGGAAAGCUCGGCAGUUCAAACCAACGUUCCCAAAUCUGCUAUAACGGGUAAAAAGACAGUGACACUCAGCACAGCCACGGAAAUUGAUUCAUUUUCUUCAGGCUGUAAGGUGUAUGCCAAUAUUGGAGAAGAUACAUAUGACAUUGUCCCAGUGAAAGAAGAUCCAGGCGAAGGAGGCUCCAAAGCCAAUAAAGGGAAGAGAGCUUUUAUGGCGACGCCGUUGAAACCCUUCGAUAAAACACCCGUGUCACCCAAGGCAGGACCAAACAAAAAGAGGACCAAAACAGAGCUCGAGGAUCACUACGAGCUAAUCAUGGACGGAAAGACUUUCUACGUGUGCAUUGUCUGUAAACGGCCCUAUGUGUGUUUGCCGAGUCUGCGUCGUCACUUCAACACCCACUCGUGGGAAAAGAAAUACCCGUGUCGUUACUGCAAUAAGGUGUUUGCCCUCGCAGAGUACAGAACUAAACAUGAAAUCCACCACACAGGAGAGAGGAGGUACCAGUGCUUGUUGUGCAAUGAAAUGUUUAUAAACUACCAGUUACUCUCUGCUCACUGCAAGCAAGUCCACAAUCAGGAUCCCUGUGGGAGGAAAGAGAAAGAUGAUGGCCCCAACAACUUGUACCGCCUGCUGCCAUGUAAAACGGUGCAGAUGAAGUCGUACUCAUGGACUACAGAUGGGCCAGGGGUCCCGGUGAUAUCCGAGGAUGGCAGCGUGCAUCACAUAACCUCAGUCGGUGAAGCGGUCCACUCGUCCACCCAAAGCAGGAUGUUGAACUGGGACGACAUCUUCGUCGAACCCGACGCUCACAUGCCACCUAACAGUCGCGCACAACCGGAGUCGACUAUGAACACGCCUCCACAGGGUGCAACGGAGUACUACUAAGCACAGCAGGCGCCACUCCUUAUCAUAUGUGCCUUUUAGGUGAACCUCCCCCAUUUUUUCUUUGGUUCCACAUUAACAAUAUUUCAUGUAAUUCUUAAUAGUGUCAGCUGUAAGGUAUGGUCGCAUUAGUCUGUCAGUUUGAUGAAAUUAGUGGACUAAUACUGUAGUAAUAACACAGUUAUUAAGUUUCCCAGUGUGUGUGAGUUGCAACGUGCAAGAGCCGGCAUCAAAUCAGGAAAGUAAUUUGUCUUUAUAAGUGAAGAAAUAUAGAGCGAAUGGUGUAAUGUGACUGUACCUUUGCUCAUGUUACUCUGCUUUUUUUUUAAUAGCCAUGGUUUUUUAUAUCACUCAGAUACAUUACAAUGACAUUAGCAAAGAAAUAGAAGUGGUUAAAACAAAGUAGAAAUGGAGAGUUUCGAUGAAUGAAAAAAAAAAAAAAAUUAUUUAAUUUUCACAGUUUGAAGUCACUGCUGUUCUCGGCUCAAAUGUAUACUGAUGCUCUGUGUCUGUAUCACCCAGAAAAUUUCAGCUAAAGGUGCUGAAGUACAAAUAAAUGUUUGUGUGUGUGUGUUUUUUUUUUUUGUUUGUUUGUUUUUUGUUUUUAAUGUCGCAUUCUCUUAAUUCUGAAAUGACAUUAAGCUGCGGCCUGUUUGAUAAAAUAGAAAUGGGGUUACCUAUUUAACUGAGGUAUGAUACCUCUUUUUUUUUUUUUUAAAUGUGUGUGUAUGUGCAGCCAGUUUUUGGUACAUUACACAUGAAAUAAUGAAUUUUCAGGACUGAUCAUUCCCAUUUUUGAUUUAAAUCUAAUUCUGUACAAGAGAAUGUUGAAUAUGAACUGAAAUAUAUUUGUAUUUUGCCAUCCUGGGUAUGCAGUUAUUUAAUUUUUGUAGCACACUGAAAAAGAAACUUUUUCUGUCUAUUAAAGGGGACCUAUUAAGAUUUCCCUGUCAAACGUGUACUGUUAUAAUGAUGGCUGGUCAUAUUUAACAGAGUGAGUGUGUAAUCAUUCAUCAUCCACAUAUAAUAGUCUGUGUCCCACCAGUGGGGCGAGCUAAAUCAGCUUGUUUCAGGCUAAUGCCCAGUAUAAGAAAUGCGACUAUAAGUAAUAAGGAUGAUUUUGAAUUGUGAGUCAUGCAAAACUACUCUAGUAUGGAGCUGGAAAUGAGCAAAAUAGGUCCCCUUUAAAUGCUUUCUGUUAUUUUUUUAUUUCUGUCAAUUGCCAUGCCACCUCCCUUCAUUUAAAAUGACAAAAUCUGCCCGGCUACAUGUACAAUGCUAGAUUUCUCCUAUGUGUGUGAUGAUAGGAUGGAAAUAAACUGAUUAUUACAGUCCAUAGCUAUAGCACUAUAGCACUAUAUAUAUAGCUAUAGCACUCAGUCAGGCAGAGGAUGUUUUCUAAUAUGUUAUAUUUUUUCCGCUCUUUUCCAUUGUGUCUGAGGGUUAGUGAUUGGUUAGUACAAGUAGUGCUAACAGGGGAAUCUGUUCUUUGUCAUGUCAUCAUCCAGGUUUUCUUUUUAAUAAACAGA